AUGGCGGAACCUCGAUCUCGCCCUUCUAGUGUUUUGCUGGAGCCACCGCCAAAGGGAGUUGAGCUUGAAGAUCCUGGGGCAUCGGACCAUAACCCAGAGAGUGACGAUGAGCACUUUUCCGAUGCCACAGAAGGCCAGACGUCCAGGUCGAGGCAGCCAUCUCGCUCUCAAUCGCCGGUCCCCAGAACUAGGGUAGAGAAGGUUGAUGCCUCGCCGAGGCAUGGGGAGGUACCUGGGUCACCUGCAUACCAGCAGCGACUAGCAGAUGCUGUUCCGGAUGAGAUUGACAUAGUUGGGGAGGCAAAGGCUGAUACACCGCAUAACCCAGCGCACCCAGAACGACCACUAACGCCCGGGGGGACUCCGAUACCGUUGACCGUCGUGGAAAAGGUAGAUCUAGACUCGCCAGCAUACGGAGAAGAGCCAGGAACACAGGCGUACGAAGCUCGAAAAGCAGACUUCCCACCUGACCGAAUUUUUAGGCUCGGGGAUCCAAGGGCAAGCCCCCAGCUUGUCGUGCCUGAAAGCGAUCAGGAAGAUGCUAUGAGUGACAGUGACCUCCCAGAAACACUGCUCUCUCGAGUAGAAUCUCUACCCAAGAAAGGAGAGGAACGGAAGUUUACUGCCCACCGUAGGAAACCGAGUGAUGCCGCUCCCGAUGCUGAAGAGAUAGUUCUGGAUGUUCCAGGACAACAAAUUCCUGAUACAAAUAGCCCUGGAACCAAAGUCAACCCUGCCGACGACUCGGCUCAAUUAAUCGAUACUAGCGAUGACUUGGAUGAUUUUACUGAAGGCGGGGUAGAUUUUGACAAUAAUGAUAACGGGUUUGGUGACGACUUCGAUGACUUCAAGGGAGGGGACGGAGAUGAUGAUCAUGAUGACUUUGGUGAUUUUGAUGAUGGCUUUCAACAACCAGAAGAAACAUCUGAUGUUGCUAUGCCAAAGUCGAAUGCUGGUUCCAUCGAGCCCCCUAACCUUCCCGUCCUACCGCCUCUCCUAGAUUUUAGUCCCCUUCAGUCCCUCCCUGACCUUCUAUCUGCUACCUCUGACCAUCUUGAUACCCUGUUCCCUAGCUCUGCAAAUCUAUCUUCGUUACCUCCUAUUGAUCCAUUUCCUGACUCCUCCGCAAUAUUCACCACCGAACGCUCCAUGUCCCUUUGGUCUCAACUAGUUGCACCCCCUCCACUCCAACCUCCAAACUGGACGAAGUCACGUAUCCGCCGCCUAUUUCUUGUCUCCCUUGGCGUCCCUGUUGAUCUAGAUGAAAUCCUUCCUGCGUCAAAACAGAAGAAACUCGUUCUUCCUUCUAUGAACCGCGACGCUGCGCGGGUUUCAAGUGAAGAGCCGUCAGGAGCAGGUGGAACGUUGCUUCGCUCUCGAAGCAAACGGAAGAAUCGAGAAGGGCAAUGUCGAUCAUCUACAUCUUUCGACUCUAACCGCUCAUCAUCUAGACCUGUUCCGUCAACGCCUCGACGUAAGGGUAAUACCCCUCCUCCAGACCUGGACCUUCUAGCCACACGCCGUCUCUGUGAAACGACAGAUGCGGCGCUUGAUGGCUAUACAGAUGAAGAAAUAACAGAACAUGUACAAAUGUUGGAAAAACUUACUAUUCGCGCCAGCGAAGUUUUGGAAUACUGGCUGAAGAAACGAGAUGGGCAGCUUGGAGAAAAAGAAGCCUUUGAAGGUGUGAUAGAGAACCUAGUUAAACAUGCAAGACAAGUGAGGAAGUGA
Molecule: messenger RNA, 1731 nt
Organism: Nannizzia gypsea CBS 118893
Lineage: Eukaryota; Fungi; Ascomycota; Eurotiomycetes; Onygenales; Arthrodermataceae
Exons: 4
Coding region: 1-1731 (576 amino acids)
Source: RefSeq, a predicted model, not a curated record